This is a messenger RNA of Monopterus albus (swamp eel), 2191 nucleotides long. RefSeq names its product ankyrin repeat and sterile alpha motif domain-containing protein 1B-like. Gene Ontology annotation, biological process: ephrin receptor signaling pathway. Gene Ontology annotation, molecular function: ephrin receptor binding. Lineage: Eukaryota; Metazoa; Chordata; Actinopteri; Synbranchiformes; Synbranchidae. Gene Ontology annotation, cellular component: cytosol. The transcript has 13 exons. Bases 634 to 2127 code for a protein of 497 amino acids. The record is from RefSeq and is a predicted model, not a curated record.
CAUUCCUUAAAUGAGGGGCUUACAGCUAAAGUUGUAACCGGAAGUCGACCUUUUCGUCCCGGUUAACUUGACAGCCGAGUCUCCAGAGACAGAUCGGCACCGGCCAGUGCGGUAGGUUCAGGGGAGAGAGUUGGUGACUCCACCGGGACUGGGAAGCUUCUUGUGGAGGAGGACGGGCUUUCUCCUCCCUCUCGGUAUCAGCAGGAGCUUCACAACAGGCAGCAGCGUCUGUUCAGACAAAGAAGGAGUUUGUCUUCUUGUUUUUGAAACCACGGUCACUCUUUACCUCACGGUUACGUUAAGGGAUUCGCUUUGUAGCCUCCGGUUCCCUCCGCUGCGCUCGUUUGCACCGAGGAGCCGUGUGUGUGAGCGGACUGACAGUGGAGGACACUGGAGCCGUGCACGUGAAUGGACUGAGGUUCCAGCCAGGCGAGCCGUGCACAUCAGACCUACUCUGCAGCAUCGAUAACACCUAUAUCACCGCGCAGCAGCAGCGUGCAGUGACAGGGAUCCUUUCUGAUGUUUCCCCGCACCAGACAGUGAAGGAAACGCUCGGAGGGGAGGAGGAGAGGAGGGAUAUAUGGGAGAUCUCUUGGAUUUUUAUCACCCCAUCGUUGCAAACUUGUGUCCGGGAUGGGAAAGGAGCAGGAGCUGCUGGAAGCCGCCCGGACCGGGAAUGUCGCCGUGGUGGAGAAAUUGUUGAGUGGGAAGAAGGGGAUACUGGGGUCCGGCUCCGGCUCCAUCCCUCUGCCCAGCCUGCUGAGCAUGUGGAAGGGCCUGAAUGUUAACUGCACAGACAGCUCAGGAUACACACCUUUACAUCAUGCUGCACUCAACGGACACAGGGAGGUGGUGCUGAAGCUGCUUCAGUUUGAGGCAUCUACAAAUGUGGCUGACAGCAAGGGUUGCUUCCCUCUGCACCUGGCUGCCUGGAGGGGAGAUGUGGACAUUGUUCGCAUUCUCAUCCACCACGGACCCUCGCACUGUCGUGUCAACCAACAGAACCAUGAGAAGGAAACAGCACUUCACUGCGCAGCCCAGUACGGACACACUGAGGUGGUUUCAGUGCUGCUCCAGGAGCUGACUGACCCCACCAUGAGAAACAGCCAACAGGAGACACCUCUGGACCUGGCCGCGCUGUAUGGACGGUUGCAGGUGGUGCGCAUGCUGGUGAGCGCUCACCCCAACCUCAUGACCAGCCACACUCGGCGACACACUCCGCUUCACCUGGCUGCACGUAAUGGACACUACAGCACGGUCCAGACACUCCUUGAGGCUGGCAUGGACGUCAACUGUGUGACUGAGAAUGGCAGUGCCCUCCAUGAGGCAGCCCUCUUUGGGAAGAUGGAUGUAGUUCGCCUCCUGCUCGGCUCAGGAAUCGAUACCAAUCUCACGGACAGUCAAGAGAGAACGGCUCUGGAGAUUCUGAGAGAACAUCCUGCACCGAAAUCCCAGCAGAUCACUGCUCUUAUCCAAGAGUAUAUGACGGAUGAAAUGGAGAAGAGAAGUAUCAUGGAGGAGCCUGUUCGCAAGUGUCCCGUCCCUGCACCUCGAACCUGUGUCCCCUCGCCCUCUGCCUCCCCUUCCCUCAGACACAAGAAUGAUGCUGUGACAAGUGAGUUGUCCAAACUGCUCCAUGAGAUCAAAAAGUGCCGGGACAGAGAUUACUCCUUCGAGGAGCUCUGCCAUACCAUCUCCUCCCACUCCAUGGACACCUUUUGCAACAGGCGUCUUUCUGAUGAGGAGCACCCAGAUCGACUCAACGGCAGCCUGACUCAAGUCAGCAAGCGGCCAACCCCGCCUCUUGCCACAGCCCCAGAGGACGAUGAGACCGAAAAAGGUUGCGGCCCCACUGGACUCUGGGAAGCCCUGACCCCCUGCAAUGGCUGCCGCAACCUUGGCUUCUCCAGCCCCUCACAGCGUUCAGCAGAGAUUGUCACCUCUCCAUCCCUGGAUGUUUUCCUGCCAGAAGAUGAGGACAACCCAUACGAGUCUGUGACCACCGCUGUCACACGCAAACCCUGCUCACUCGAUAUCAACCGGCCUAACACCUGUCCACGCAAUGGUUGUCACAGCAACUGCAUCACCUGCUGGUGUUCCAAUCAGCUCAGCUACAGUAGGUUUUAACCAGACUGCAGUAACAAAAAGCCUUGCAGGUGCCAAGCAGUUUUUCUGCCAUCGACCUACUCCU